Messenger RNA from Mauremys mutica (yellowpond turtle), 678 nucleotides. RefSeq lists its product as uncharacterized. Lineage: Eukaryota; Metazoa; Chordata; Testudines; Geoemydidae. The record is from RefSeq and is a predicted model, not a curated record. The transcript has a single exon. The annotation marks the transcript as partial.
CUGGUCACCAAUGGAGUCCUAAUACCAGUUACCCAUAGCUCAUGGGCCACUCCUAUCGUUCCAAUAGUGAAGAAAGAUGGCUCUCUCCGGAUUUGCGGUGAUUUUAAAGUCACUGUCAACCCAGUGUUGUGUGCAGAGCAAUACCCGCUUCCCCGCAUCGAUGACCUCUUCGCAGGCCUGGCUGGGGGACAAAAGUUCAGUAAGAUUGAUCUGAGUCAAGCAUAUUUACAGAUGCACGUCGAUGAAAAGUCCCAAGAGCUGUUGCCUAUUGUGACUCAUAAGGGGCUUUAUCGAUACUGCCGCCUACCCUUCGGAAUCACAUCGGCUCCCGCCCUGUUCCAGAGGGCUAUGGACCAGAACUUGUGUGGCUUGUUAGGAGUUCAGUGCUAUCUGGAUGAUAUCGUGGUCACUGGAAGAAAUGAAGAGGAUCACUUAAAGAAUUUAGAGGCUACCCUACAAAGACUGGAAGAGUAUGGCCUACGAGUUCGCAAAGACAAGUGUGAAUUCUUCAAGCCCUUUGUUGAAUAUUUGGGACACAUCAUUGAUUCUGCAGGUCUUCAUAAGGCCCCUGCAAAAGUUAAAGCUAUUUUGAAGGCUCCCCGACCACGAAAUGUAAGCCAGCUGCGCUCGUUUCUAGGACUACUGAACUAUUAUGGAAAGUUCAUCUCACAGUUAGCC